CUGAACAUUUUGGCCGCUCUGGUAUUAUAUCGGAUGGCGACUGUACAUUCCAAUACAAAUAUUCUUUAUUGCUCACCAAUAUGAAAAGAACAUAAAGCACAAAUUAAGCACACAACUUAGACUAUGGGUAGACAACGGUACCUCAUAAAAACAUUGCGAAAACAUCCAUUAUCGACAUUCCGCUUCCCACACGUAGAAAAAAAUCUUCAAAAUAACUCAGUGACGUUUCCCUACGUCAUUCCACCACGACCACUGUAUCCUGGCCUCCACCCUCCUUCACAACCGCGCCAGAUCCCCCUCGAAUCCCCGGUUUGGGGGAAACGGAGGGGGUGAAGUUAAUCUGGUAAUUCCGCCACCCCCUAUCGAUUUUUCCGGUACAGCCUGUGAACUACGAGCUCCCGAGUCGAGCGGUCGCUUUCUGUGUGUUCUGUUUUCUUCGAAGGCUGAACUAACCUCUCCGCGGUUCCUCACGCGCCUUCGCUAAUUCCUCGUCGUGGCGCAAGCGUUGCGCCACCCGGCCACGACGCCCGCGCAUGGGUGACGCCCGCCCGCCCCCCUUCCACAUGCUCAACAAACCAAACGCCCUCAAGCUGAACAGCGUAGCGCGCAGCAGCAGCCGCUACUCCGCCCGCGACCCACGCUUAAGAACCUAAACAUUUAUAUACAACAACUGCAGUAUUAAAGGGUAUUAUUUUCUACAAUGAAGACUGACGAUCCAAUUAUAGUCAAAUCCAGAACCCCACGCGCUAGAGGACACAGUGAUGGAGUCCGUGAGUCGCUGCUCUCGGAUUCGACCUCAGGAAUUGAGAGAGGCGAUGCCAGCAGCACCUGUAGCGGAGAUUCCUUUUCUAGCCCUGAUAUCAGUAGUAAAGAUGAGUUAAGAGGAAGAUGCUUUAGUAAAGAUGAGAAAAAUGCGCUCAAUGAUUUGAGAAAUGGAAAGAAGCCGUGUAAUAUUACUGAGAAUCCUCAGGACAAGUUAAAGAUAAAAGAUGUUGAAAGUGGAUCAGCCAAGAAAGCCAAAAUACCAGACGGUGGCUGGGGGUGGGUAGUAGUUGCGUCCUCUUUUAUAAUAUCUAUGAUCGCAGACGGUAUAAGCUUUUCCUUUGGUUUGCUGUACAUAGAGUUCCUUGAAGAGUUUGGAGCUAGUAAGUCGACCACUGCCUGGAUCGGUAGCCUUUUCAUCGCUGUUCCGCUGCUCUCUGGACCUGUGAUGAGUGCUCUGGUUGACAGAUAUGGUUGCCGCAGCAUGACUAUUUUAGGAGGAAUCAUUUCGACCCUCGGCUUCGUUCUGGCGUCGAUAUCAACCACGAUUGAAACGAUGAUGAUAACAUUUGGAGUGAUAGCUGGUUUGGGUCUUGGGUUAGUGUACGUCACUGCUGUUGUUUCUAUCGCCUACUGGUUCGAGAAGAAGAGGAAUUUAGCUGUUGGUCUGGGCGCAUGUGGAACUGGUGUAGGGACAUUUGUUUACGCACCGAUGACGCAAUACUUCAUUGAAGAAUUCGGUUGGAGAGGCACCAUUUUAUUACUCUCUGGUACUUUGCUAAAUCUAUGCGUGUGUGGUUGUGUGAUGCGAGACCCUGAAUGGUGGAUUUUGGAACAAAAGAAGGAAAAGGAAGCCAAGCCACUGAAGGAUGUUGAGAAGGCUAAUCAAGAGUUAGCACUUAUGCCCACAGCAUCCACUAAAAGGCCAUACAAGAAAUCCUCAUCACUCUGCGUUUCUGAUGUCAUGCCGCUAUCGAAUAGGGAAAUGAAUGGAAGGGUUACGAAAUUCAAAGUACCUUUGAUGGAACGAGAGUUCCAUAAUGUACUACAUAAACAUCAAAAACCUCAGAGUUAUAGAAACAACAAGUUGGCAUUAGGGUGGCCUGUCCAGGAGCUACCUAGAACCGAGUCUUUGUACACAAUCCCGUCGUAUUUGGAAUCCACUGAUCGUGCAACACAAAGGGUGCUGAAACAAUUGACUCAAUCGCCAAUCAUGCUAACGAAGGCAACUGAAAUAGCUUCACCAAUCUUGGGCGAAGACAAUGAUCCUCCAUGCGUUACGUUCCCGAAACAACCCAUGCGUCGUUCCUACUCCGUAGAUUUCUAUUUCCGCAAGGAAGUCAGGAGAUCCAUCGACUAUCAGCUGAAGAAUCCUAACGCUGGUAGAGUAUUGAAAAAGUCGAAAUCGGAAACAAAAGAGGAUCGCGGUGUGCUUGUAAAGCAGGACAGUAAAGGGGACAGAAGGGAUUGGCUGAAGAAACAGCUGUCAGUCAACCAUCAUUACCUGAAAGAUUUGAAAAUGCCUUUGAAUUCUAUUGGCCAUAGGAACGCAAUGUUGAACAUAAAUAGAUACAGAUUGAAAGCCUCUUCUUGCCCUGAUAUAUUCAAGAAUUCUAUGGUUACCAUCAAUGACGAAGAAGAGAAAUGUUACAAAGAUUGCCUAGUCUGCGUCUCGGACAUGUUCAACGUGUCCCUCUUCAAGAAGGCGACCUUCAACCUGCUCUGCGCCGGCACCAUCUUGCUGUUCAUCUGGUUCAUCGUCCCGUACUUCUACCUGGCUGAACACAUGAUCCACAAGGGCUAUAGUGAAGAUGAUGGCGCCGUCAUGCUCAGCUUGAUCGGGAUCACAAAUACCAUCGGAAUGGUGAGCCUUGGCUACAUAGGCGACUUCCCAAGCGUCUCAAUCGGCAAUCUCUACGCGGCCUGCCUCGUUCUUUGCGGGGCGUCCGUCGCCGCCAUUCCACCCGCCGCCUCCAACUACUGGUUUCUCGGCUGUGUGGCGGCAGCUUUUGGCUUACUAUUUGCUGCUUCGUUCACGUUCACACCGAGCCUGUUGGUGACGCUGGUGUCUUUGGAUGAGUUUACGUCGGCGUAUGGAUUGGUGCUGCUAGCUCAAGGGAUUGGACAUCUUAUUGGACCGCCUUUGUCAGGUCUGAUCUACGAUCUAACCCUGUCCUGGGAGCUCUCAUUCUAUCUGGCCGGGGGCUGGAUCGUGCUGGCCGGUGUGCUCAUUUCAUUCAUCCAUCCGUUCCGUGCGUUGGAGCAGAGGCGACUAGCCAAUCAGGAGAACGAGGCUAUAUAAACAAUCAGCUAUCUCCAGCCCAAUGUCAACCUUCGUGCAUUCCCACAAGGUUCAGGAUGACGCACCGCACACGAUAGGUUAAAGGGUUAAGUUAUAUAGAUCGGUCGUUGUAUAUCUACAGACAUUGAGCGUGCUAGACAGGUGGCGUGUAUUUGUUUACUAUCGAGUUUUCUGUCGGCGUCUGCCUUCUGCGCGGCCGUUACACUAUGGAUUUGAAUCAUUGACUAAAUUAAGCUUUACUUAUAUUGUCGUCUCUUGACAUAUGUCUAUAAUAAGGACGGGCCUUACGGGCACUUAGAAUGGUGCUAGUUCAGCGGCGUCACUCACGAAUUUGAGCCAAUCGUGCAGUCUAACGCAGUUGCCACCAAUCGUGCGCGUGAUGCGAACUCAUCAACCAAUCGCGUUGCGGCGUUAGACUGCACGAUUGGCUCGAAUUCGUGCGCGUGACACCGUUAUACUCGCCCCAUUCUUAUUGCCCGUAAGGCCCGUCCUUAGAUAUAUGUCAAGAGACGACCAUAUGAGUAAAGCUUAAUUUAGUCCUGUCCGAUUUCAUUCUACCUAUAUACGGUUUGAGGAAGAGUAUAGGUAUUCGCGGGCUUGGUUUCCGCAACUCGACGUUCUACUUCGCGCCUAUUUUGCGUGGUAUGUUGUCGGCACUACUCUUGCCAACCCAACUCUACCAUAAGAAGCCUAGCAGACCCUUGAUGUUGCCGACGACUUCUGGAAGAGACCCCGGCGAACCGAGGUAUUGUGCCCGGUACUCUGCCAACCCUGGGCAUUCAAGAAUGACGUGGGCGGCUGUCUCCUCUGCAUCCAUGCACGCUCUGCAGAGGGGGCUAUCUGUAACACGUAGGGUUAGUAGGUGUUUGUUUAGUGGGGCGUUGAGG
This is a messenger RNA of Cydia pomonella (codling moth), 3951 nucleotides long. RefSeq lists its product as uncharacterized. Lineage: Eukaryota; Metazoa; Arthropoda; Insecta; Lepidoptera; Tortricidae. The record is from RefSeq and is a predicted model, not a curated record. The coding region runs from base 701 to 3064 and encodes 787 amino acids. Gene Ontology annotation, biological process: monocarboxylic acid transport; transmembrane transport. Gene Ontology annotation, molecular function: monocarboxylic acid transmembrane transporter activity. The transcript has 6 exons.